Molecule: messenger RNA, 8317 nt
Organism: Toxotes jaculatrix (banded archerfish)
Lineage: Eukaryota; Metazoa; Chordata; Actinopteri; Toxotidae
Product: zinc fingers and homeoboxes protein 1-like
Exons: 8
Coding region: 562-3345 (927 amino acids)
Biological process (GO): regulation of transcription by RNA polymerase II
Cellular component (GO): nucleus
Molecular function (GO): DNA binding; DNA-binding transcription factor activity, RNA polymerase II-specific
Source: RefSeq, a predicted model, not a curated record
UAAAAAAUCUGCCGUUAAAAAUAUCAGAGAAUUAGGUCAGCAAACUCACACCGCACCGACCGCCACAGUAUGAAUGCAACUACCGCGCGUUUAACGAUAUAACUUUUACAAAUACGCGCCCUGGGUGCGAAAUAACCUGCUCCGACGAGGAGAGAGAUGUCCGGUGUUUCCAGCAUCUGCAGACGCGAGCCGUAGCCGUUAGACCGGUCCGUCUGUCUGUCUGCCGCCCUCCGCUGGGCUUGGGAGACCCGCGAGCCCGAAUAACGUUAACGCUACUGUGGUCCCGGCCACGCUUGGGCUGAAUGGUUAGCCCGGGGAAAGAGAGACGCCGACAGACACCGCCAAGCAGGACCCGAGGGCUGCUCUGCCGAGACCCAGGAAAUCAUUCCUCGCCUCGUCUCGACAGCCUGGUCGCAACACUAUGCACAUUUCAGUAGUUCCAAAAUAAAUAAUUCAGUGACUCUAACAUGUGACCACAACCACCUAAGACAUGUGAGCCUCAACAUUUUUGCCACAGAUCUUCUUUACCCUGAGUAGAAGUAAACAGAGUUUGGUUUGACAAUGUCGAGCCGCCGGAAAUCGACCACGCCUUGCAUGGUGCUGCCCUCUGAUGUGGUGGAGCAGGAAGAGGUGGAAGAGAAAACAGAAAGGACAAAGGAGGAAGAUGUGGAGGAGGACAAGGUGAAGGAGGGAGCAGAGGAGGAGCCAUCUGCAGAGGAGCUAGGUCAGGCUGUAGUGGUUGUCCCCACACCACCAGAUACAGAUGAGCCCAGUGUCUCUACUGUAGAAGACAGUGAAGUACUUGAGCCCUCACUGAAGCGCAGUGCUACAAACCCUCCUGAGGAUCUGAGCAGCGACCAGCCAACCCAGGAACAACAGUGUGAUAUGCCCGACGAGGGAGGAGCAGACCCUGCAUCCGUUGCUGCCAUAUCUCUCAGUAAGACACCCAUCAUGAGAAUGAAGACCAAAUCUGAACCCAAGAGGAUCGCUGUGUCCCUGAAAUCAGCGGACGAGGCAGUGGACAGUUUUGGAGGAGGUGGCGAGGGAGAGGUGGGAGGAGAGCAGGAGCCCAUCGAAGCUCCUCUGGGGCCGAUGACACCUGUGGAGAUGCUGCUGCACGACUCCAUGAAGCUGGGAGGAGGCGGUUUGCUUGUCAGCCCGCCCUCAGAGCAGCAGAGGAAAUCAUCCAUUUUAAACCCCACAGUUCUGCCUGCUGGUCUGGCACAGGUGCUGUCGGCUUUCCAGACCCAGCAGAGUGCAGCAGCAGCAGCAGCUCAGCCUCAGCUACUGAUUCCCCUCAGCAGCAUCCCCUCCUACAGUGCAGCUAUGGACACCAACCCUCUGCUGGGCAGCACUUACAAGAAGUUUCCGUACCCCUCCAUGGCUGAGAUCAGCAGCCUGGCAGCACAGACACAGUUCACAGAGGAGCAGAUCAAGGUGUGGUUCUCAGCUCAGCGGCUGAAGCACGGUGUCAGCUGGACUCCUGAGGAAGUGGAGGAGGCCAGGAGGAAACAGUUUAACGGCACGGUGCACACAGUGCCUCAGACCAUCACUGUCAUACCCGCUCACCAGCUCUCAGCUGCUGCCAACGGCCUGCAGUCCAUUCUUCAGACCUGCCAGAUAGUGGGCCAGCCUGGCCUGGUGUUCACACAGGUCGGCCCCGGGGGGAACCUUCCAGUGACCAGUCCCAUCACCCUGACAGUGGCAGGGCUGCCCAGUCAGUCCCAGAGCUCCAGCAGAGUUUCCUGCCAGCCCAUCCCAACAAACAGUGAGCUGAAGCGGGCUACCACUGUCCAACCUCCCUCCCUUUCUCCACAGGAGAACUCGGCCCUCAGCGCUGACACAUUCAGUAUGCGGCCUAAGAAGUCCAAAGAGCAGCUGGCAGAGCUGAAAGCCAGCUACCUGAAAAACCACUUUGUCACUGAUGCCGAAAUCGCCCGGCUGAUGAAGCUCACCAACCUGACGAAGGGAGAGAUCAAGAAAUGGUUCAGUGACACCCGGUACAACCAGCGCAACUCCAAGAACAGCCAUGUCAUUGUUUUUCACGAUGGAGGAGGCAGAGGAGGUGGAAGCUGUAGUGGCAGUGCUAGCACCACCAUUGUUAUUGACUCGAGCGAUGAGAACCCCACGUCUCCCCAUCCUCCCUGCACACCUCCUGUGAAGGAGAAGGAGACACGGCCCAAAACGUGGAACCCGUUCCCAGACUUUACCCUGCAGAAGUUUAAGGAGAAGACACCGGAGCAGCUGGUGGUGCUGGAGGAGAGUUUUGAGAAGAGCAGCACCCCAUCUGAUGAAGAACUGAGCCGCCUGAGGACAGAGACUAAACUGACGAGGAGGGAGAUUGACGCCUGGUUCACUGAGAGACGAAAAAUGCCAGCUGUCAGUACCUCCUCCCCGGAUUCUUCAGAGGGAGGGAAGAUGGAAACAGACGGAGCAAAAGCGGGAGAAAGAGGAGGAACAGUAGGAGCAUCCUCCUCUUCUCCUUCUGCCUCCUCAUCUCGUAAAGGUAGUCAGACUCCUCCUGGAGGUCGCAGUAAGCAGCUGCCCACCACCAGCAGCAGCAGCAGCAAGAAAGACAUGAAAGAUAAAAGUAAAAAAUCUCCAGAGCAGCUCCACAUUCUGAAAAGUGCCUUUGUGAGGACCCAGUGGCCCACACCAGAGGAGUACGACCAGCUGGCGGAAGAGAGCGGACUUCCUCGGUCCUACAUUGUCAGCUGGUUCGGGGACUCUCGGUACUCCUGGAAGAACGGAAACCUGAAAUGGUUCUUUCAGUACCAAAGUGGCAAUGUGGAGGGGGUGAACGUCGGAGGAGGCAAUAAAAUAGGAAGCAGCGGUCGAAAAAGACGUGGACGAAAUCGUGGUUGGGGUCGGUCCCGAACCAGGAAGCAGCCGAGAAGGUCUGCCUCAUCCAGCACAGAUAUCGACAGACCUCCCCCAGCAAAGAAAUUCAAGAGUGGGAGGGAGAUCCUGAAGGAGUACUACCUGAAGUACCGCUUCCUCAAUGAGCAAGACCUGGAUGAGCUUGUUACCAAGACCAACAUGAGCUACGAACAGGUGAGGGAGUGGUUUGCCGAGGUCCAGCGACGCUCGGAAAUGGGGUCAGAUCCCUUCCAGGAGCCGGCUCCUGGGAGGGCGGCGGACGGAGACAAAGGGGGAGAGCUGGAGGGAGAGGCGACGCAGGGAGAGGCGUCCACGGCCACCGAAGACCAGCCCGGCGCUGGGAUGGGAGACGAAGAUGAUGAUGACGAAGAAGAUGAGGAGGAUGACGCCGACGAUACUGAUGACAGUGAGGUUUGGGAACCGUCACGUAGUGUCAGGAAAUCCUUGUCGGUUUCUGAAGACUAAUGAUUGUGGAAAGCAUGGUGAAACAUUACAGAAUGUUACAGGAGGAGUACAGGGACGAUCAAUGCUGGAGGACAGUUAGCUGAACCAAGUCUUUUUGCCACUGAUUUGCUUGUGUACACAUUUGCAAUGACAAUUAACUGUUUUUUCAAACUGUUUCUGAACCAUGUCUACAUGAGACUAACAGAUGGACUGUUAACUUUAGCUCACUCUCUCGUUUCCUAUCUUAUUAAUUGUAGGUAAUGUAUCAGUUUAGACAAUAAUCAUGGUAAAGAAGGAGUUUUUAGCAAACCCUACAAAUCUGUGGCACAGCAAGCUUUGAUAAAGCUUAGAAAACAGCAUUUACACAAUAUUUUGUCAGAAAGGAUACCAUGAAGUGCAACCUUCAAGCUGAGCUGAGGAUGAGAACUAAGAAGAAAUAGUUGCCCAAAAAAAGAUGGUAUAUGCAGGUACGUCCAUACAUCCUUCUUUAGAAGUAGCUGAUGAAUACUGAUUGUUGUAAAUGAGAAAGCUUCUGAAGAACUGAGAGAUUUAAUGUCCACCAUGCUCCUUGUUAAAUUUGCACUCCUUGCUUGCUUAAAUGAAGCCAUUAAGGGAGAUUUAUUUACACAUUUAUGCUGCAUUUCCUUGAGAAGGAGUUUGUUAUGCUGUUGCGAGCACAGGCCUAAAGUUCAGACUUCAAUCUCCAGUGUUAUGAAUGUUUCACCCACGGUCCCAAACUAACUGCACACAGAAAAAAAAAAAAGACUUGUGUUUACAAAGGUGCUUAAAAACAUAUCGCAACUAGAUGUCACCGCUGAGCAAUGCCCCCCACUGAAGCUAGCAUACAUAAAUUAAUGGAAUUGCUCGGUUUUACAUGUUACAGUACCUGUUUUUAUAGCACCUGUGAAGAUCACAGCAUAGACCAGGUUGUUUGAGCUGACAUUACUGGAAUCAGGUAUUUAUCUCUCUGGGAUAAAGGCCUAACAUGAUAGAGGAAAAGUACCUUAAAGCUGAAUGAAUGCCAAUGCCAUGAUGCUUUUAAAUGACGCAGGAUGUCUGCUCAAGUCUUCCCUUUAUAGAGGCUCAUUGUUGGAAAAAAAAAAGUCCACAGUAAGUGUUUAAUAUGCACUGCUUUUAAUGUUUUUAAACAAACUUUUCACCUUUUGAUAGAACUCAUCCUGUGCUAUUAUAAACUUCUUAAAGGAAGUUAUGUAGAUUCAGACAGUAUAAGGCUUUUGUGCCAAAGUUGAAUGUGUUGUCUCAUAAGCAGUGAGCUACAGUUUGAAGCAGAGGCACAGUUUGUGAACUAAGUAAUGGCCACUGUGAGGCAGACAUCUGGAUCCUCUGGAAAAACAAAAAUAUUUUGCUGCAGCAUUUCACUUAGAGUUUGCUCGUCGUGGGCUUCUGGUGGAUUGAGUGAAUGGACUGAAUUUUUAAGGUGGGGAUGCAGUUUUCCCCAAACUAUGUAACUGUAAGCACCAGCUGCUGCUCCAGUGUGAAUUCAAAAUACAUCAAUCCACAAGUUACCACCUUGACAAAACUGCUGUCACCACCAAAUCACCGACACCUUGCCUUUGAGUUGGGGCUCAUGUCAAAAACCAGGCCUGUGAAUCAUUUUAGGUCCUGGCCCGUACUUUAAGAAACGCUGUUAUUUAACGUAACAACAACAAUAAUAAUAAUAAUAAUAACAGUAUUUCAAAUAAUAAUUUGACUCCAGUCUGCACUGAAGAGAAAAACGUGAAGCACCUAAACUAAACUUUUAAAAAAAAUGCACUUUGUCCACCUGUGUUCACAGUGGACUAAAUCCUGAUUAGGCACCUUAAUCUCUUAUUAUACCAUGAAAUGGCUCUGAGAGACCAAAUCUGUUUUGUAUGACUAGGAACUGAACCAGUAUUUUGCCUUUUUUUUAUCCUUAGUGUGUUUUCAAGGGGAGGAAUAUUAUCCACUUUUCUAAUAAUAUGUGUUGUUUCAUAUUUGGGUGUUUAUAUGGCUAAAAAAAAACCUAGUAGAACAAUCACCUACCACUUUCUUUUGCUAAAUUGCACAACUUUAGCCCAUUUUUAAAUCAUUUCUCCUUUUGAAAAUGCACAUUGUAUAUGUUGUUGUGUUUUGUACUGUUGCUUUAAAUCAUGGGAAUUGUCUCCCACCUCUCCUUCUCUGCCCCCACACGCCCCCGUCUUGCUCUUUACCACUCUUGUCCACUCCUCUUUUAUAAAACAAAUGCCUAGAUUUCAUAUGCACUUCCCAAGACAUGUAUCUGUAAACGUUAGCAGUGUCCUGUUGGUUCUCUGUCUCAUUAAAUUGUCUACAACACAUGUAGACAGACUGACAGACAUCUUCAAAAGACUGAACCCAUUCAGAAAAAAAAAAAAAAAAAAAGACUCUUGGAAAAAAAAUUCACUUUCUCUCAUGGAGGGAAUCGUGAUGCCUGAAGAAACAGCACAGCAUUCCCUUUGUGGUGGGAAGUCUACCAAAUAACGCUCCUCUUUUCUUCACUCUGUACUGCAUUAAGAAGACAGGACAAUAGACUGAAAACUGUCUCUACUACAGUUCUUCACUGAUAGGGGAGAGACUCUGAUGAAGCUUUGCCGAUAAACCUAUGUGCCUACAUGGCUCGAAUACUUGUUUGAACAGAAUUUCACCGACUCUCGAACAAAAGAUGGCGAGAGAAAUUGUGAGAAUUUGCUUUGGGAAUCAGAAAUUGUUGGGUGUUUUUCAAAGGAGGGUUGUUCAAACUGAGGUGUGAUGCAUGACCGAGCUCUGCUUUCUGCUGACGCUAAAAGAUGCCUAGACACUGAUCUGAAGUUGACUUUGGAAACUUCUGUUGUAAGUCCUUAAACGAAUACCUUGGUGAUCCGAAUUUUAUUGUGUUUUGUUGCCAAGCACUUGUCACACUACACUUGUCACCAAGCACUUGGCACCUUUAGCUACAUAAAAUGCAUUUUAAUGAGUAUCUUUGAAACUAGCGCUGACUGAUAGCGCCAAGAUAGCUAGUUUAUAGCAACUGAGUGAGAGCUGAAACCAUUUUUUUCCUGUAAUGUGGCAAGUGCCUGGCUAUGAAAAAUAACAAAUUCAAAAUGUCAAGGUAUACCUUUUGUCUAAUACUGCAUGCAAUAACCAAGACGAACAACUUCUCAUUUUGUACAUACAGUAUUUUGGGUUGGUAUACUUGGAACUGUAGAAGCCUAAUCUGGGAUUACCACUUUGUGUAGCUUUAAUAAUACGAGUUACUUUUUCAUUUCCGAUUUGGACCAUGGACCUGUUUUCUUUUAAAAAUUGUUUUUUUUUUUUUUUUUUUUUUUCAGUCUUUGACUCUACUCGCAGUUCGCAACAUGUUAAGAUCCUUUGCUAUUUGGCAGCCAUUUUAUGCCUACUAAUAAUAAUAAGUAAUUAUUUGAAUCCUUGUUCAUCAAGGAAAAAAUACUACAAAAUGACUGUCCACACUUAGCUUGUUUUAGUCCACAGGUUAGGCUUAAUCCUGUAUCCAGGUAUCCAGCCCACAGUCUUUUACAGUGUGCUCUUUCUUUACUAUAGUCAGUCUGUUUUGAAUGGUUUUAUAUGUUUCUAUCUAUGAAAACUGUGUCAUUACAACUCUGUCCAGACAUCAGUGGAUUGCUUGUUAACCGGCUCAUACAAUACGUACAACAGAGUAGUGCUUUUGAAAUAGAAUCUGUUUAAGAGUUCAUCCCGUGUUGCCUGAGUGGCUUUUUGGUACUUUGGUUGCAAAAAAAAAAAAAUAUAUAUAUAUAUAUAGAAUCAGAACUCAACAGAAAAGACGUGCACUUAGUUAAAGGAACUGGAAAUCUGAAAUCUGAACUGAAAUCUUUUUUGCUUGCCAAAAAACGUGAGGCUCAGCUGUUUUAUAGGGAUAUCUUAAAUAGAACAGAAAAAAAGCAGCACAUAAGUUAAAGCUCUGGAGGGAACUUUCCAUCUUUUGGAGAAAAAACAAACAACAAAACAAAUCUGAAAAACUAGAUAUGAAGUCAGGAUCCCCCGACCUCUGCUGCACAGAUUUCUUCUAUCUCUUUAUUCAAUUUUUUCUGCUCACAUACUGUAACAACAUUUUGCCACAUUGGCAGGUAAUAUUACCUCCAUAUCAGGUGAAUAAUAAGAGAAUUAGUAGAAACAGAGCCAGCUCUUCUACAGUGUAACCCUGUAUUCAGUAAAUCACGUUUUCAAAUAUUUUCCCCAGGCCUGUUCAGGUGCUGUGUCUCUUCUGUGAGUUGUGAUUUUAUAUGCUUCACUCAUCAUGUAUCCCAGUUAACCUUGUGCAGUAGAGCUACAAGCUAACAUUGUGAUAGGAGUAGUUUACCUGCUGUCCGACUAUGCUCAUAUGUCAUAUCUGUAUCCUUCGCUAUUCUUCUACUAUAGUCCUCACUUGUUUUUCUGUAUUUAGACAAGUAGUUGGUUGAAUGUUUCUUACAGCAAUCAGAGAUUCAGAUGUUUUCACGAUAUAGCAGCCAGCUUUUUGGUAAAAAAACAAAAACAAAAAAACAAAAUUUUGUCAGAAUUGUAAUAUACUGUACGUAUAAAUGGAGAUUUUUUUUUUAUUCACUUACAAUGGAAUUUUCACAUUCUGGUUUUUCUGAUCCAAUUUUAUUUUGCUGACAGUUUUUACCCCAAGUUAUUGCUUCUAAUGUGCGUGCUUUGCUUUUAACCGUAAACUGAACAGUCUUUUCCUUGUUCCUGCUUCAAUACAACUCAUAUUUCCAGACCUGUUUACUGAGUGAUGACAGUGAUCUCUCAGCUCAUGUACUGAGUGACGGUUGGUUCCGUAGACACAGAUUCUGUUGGAAGAAAACAGUGGCCUAACUGUAUCCUCUACCUUGAUAAAUGAGUGUGUGUUAACUUAAGGACAGCUAAUAUUUAGUCUGCCAUUAAAAAUUGUUGUCACCCCUGACUUUAACUGACAUUUAGUCCCUUUUAGACCCUUUAAAAAAAAAAAACCCAAAAAACAAAUAAGCUGUGACAUCAGUCCCGUAAAAAUCCACCA